AUGAGUGUGAUCUCUGCCAACGUCGCAGCCCAGAUUCGAGUCUGCGAGCAGACCAUCCACCAGAUUCGCCACAUCGGGCGAAAGAAAGAAGGCGUCUUGGAUGAUGAGUUCCGGCAGAACAUGCAGAGGAACCUGGCAUCACAGCUGCAGCACCUUUCCAAGCGCUGCCGCGAACUUCAGAAGGCCUACAUGACGCAGCUGAAGAGCCGGAAGGAAGCACCUAGCGCCGCUGCGGCGGCUGCAGCUGCAGAGGACUCUGGUGGCUAUGGGGGGCCGGCCUUGUCAUCUGCAGCUCCAGUGCAGAUGCAGCAGCAGCUGAAUGAGCUGGAUGAGAUGGAGGCCAUUGCCGCUCAGCGCAGCAGCGACAUCGCACAGAUCGCCUCCUCAGUCGUCGAGCUGAACCGGAUAUUCCGGGACCUGGCUGAGUUGGUCAUCGACCAGGGGACCAUCCUCGACCGCAUCGACCACAACACAGAGAAGAUCUACCAGCGCUCAGACGAGGCGAAAGGGCAGCUCCACCAAGCUGUGACGAGGAAAAAAGAGAGCGACACCCGUGCCUGGAGGUGCCUCCUUGCCUGGGGCGCUGCAGAUGUGAUCCUGAUCAUCGUGCUGCUGGUGAAAUAUCAGCUGAAGUACGGCCUCAAGAACGUGCUCAUCUUCCUGGUGAUCGCCGCCGUCCUAAUCACAGGUUGCUACUGCGGCCUGAAGCAAUACCGUCCAAAGGUCAUCGCCGAAGGUCCUGCCUACUUUGAGCGAAUUAUCCCGGAGGGCUACCGUCCAGAGGACCUGUGGAAGAAGAUUCGUCCUGGCCCCAUGAAUACUGCGAAGAUGGGAAUGUCAGCCAUGCGCGGUGGUGCCGCAGCCUGA
Molecule: messenger RNA, 867 nt
Organism: Symbiodinium sp. CCMP2592
Lineage: Eukaryota; Dinophyceae; Suessiales; Symbiodiniaceae
Source: the annotation of a GenBank genome assembly